Messenger RNA from Tribolium madens (black flour beetle), 1684 nucleotides. RefSeq names its product protein N-terminal glutamine amidohydrolase (gene tun). Gene Ontology annotation, molecular function: protein-N-terminal asparagine amidohydrolase activity; protein-N-terminal glutamine amidohydrolase activity. Gene Ontology annotation, cellular component: nucleus; cytosol. Lineage: Eukaryota; Metazoa; Arthropoda; Insecta; Coleoptera; Tenebrionidae. The record is from RefSeq and is a predicted model, not a curated record. The transcript is spliced from 4 exons. The coding region runs from base 155 to 808 and encodes 217 amino acids.
UUGACCUUCAAGGUCGUAGUUGUCAAAUAUGUUGAAAUAGUGCAGUGCGGUAUUUCUUUCAAUAUCAACAAAAAUAUUUUGGGUGAAAGUAAAACUAGUCUAGACUCCCAAGUGUUUUUUUGGUUUAAAAAAAACUAAUUCAUGAAACAUUAACAUGGCGUCUGAUUCUAAAAAUCAAAUUAUACAACGACCUAAUUCAGAAAACAACAAGAAAAACCCAAUUAAUUUAUUCCCCAAGCACUCUGAAUGCUCGCACGUGUCCUGUUACUGUGAAGAGAAUGUUUACAAGUUGUGUCAAGAUGUAUCUUCGAGACACUCGACUGAAUUAAAUAAAUGUUAUGUAGUUUUUGUCUCAAAUCCAAGUCGGACGGUACCUUUGUGGAGACAACGGGCCGGAAAAGACGAGGAUAGAUUAGUUAUUUGGGACUACCAUGUGAUUUUUUUGUAUCAUCCUGAGCCGGAAAAAUGCUUGGUUUACGAUUUAGAUUCUGAAUUACCUUUUCCUACUUAUGUUCACAAAUACGUGACGGAGACAUUUCGUACAGACCACAUUUUGAAGCCGGAUUAUUUUAGAUAUUUUAGAGUGAUUCCAGCAACGGAAUUUUUGAGAGAUUUUUCGUCUGAUAGAAGACACAUGAAGAGGCCGGAUGGUACGUGGAUAAAGCCACCACCUAAUUAUCCGGCGAUUCAGACCGCUGCAAGUGCUCAUAAUCUGGAAGAUUACAUUCAAAUGGAUUCAAGCAAAGGCCCCGGUCAGGUUUUGAAUUUGACUCAAUUUGUGCAACGCUUUUACAAGCCUGCAACAUAGUUAUUCUAACGACGAAAGAGUGAACAAACUAAGUCAAUUUUGAUUUGUGCUCUUAACUAUAGUAAGAGAGCAUAAUAAAUAUCUGUCAUCGAAAAUCUUUCUUCUAUGUAUGUCUUGAUAUAUUUCUCUCAAACUUUUACUCUACUCAGCUAUUAAAUCUUGUUACCGUAUUUCUGAAUGUUGAUUGGGGUUUUGAUGUCUUAUUACGGAUUUUUAAGCGUUUGAAGUACUGAUUUUAUUAGCUUUGAUGUCAAAUGUGCUCAUUUGUAAAUUUUUAAUCUUGCCAUCCACAUAUUUCUUAUGCUUACAUUUCACUUAAAAUGUGAUAUUUUUCUUUAGGAAAGACAUUGUUGGUGAAUUUUCAUUAUGUAGUUUAAUGUUACAUGUCCACAAAUUUAUAUAAGAUUUACUAAAACUUUUAUAUAUACAUGUAAUGUAAUGUACAUUGUGUCAUGUUCCAAUUCUAAAUAUUAAUCUUGGUGUUAAUAAGAUUCAUUUUAAUCUGUAUGACUAUUCGGCUACAGUCAUUUUAUUAGCGUAUUUUUACGAUAAGCCGUACAAUUUUCAAUUCAAAUUUUUACUAAGACUGCACAUUUGCCUUCCAUUUUAUCAUAAUAUACACAAAAGUGAAAUUUAUUACGCCAUUUGCAAGUACAAUCAGUUUAUUGUGGAGUGUUUUUUUUUGACUUUUUACUAUUUUUAUUGUUUUCAUGAUAAGUAUUUUAAAGUACAAAUUAUUUAAGGAUUCUUUUGCUUAGAACCUAAAGGCCUAAUGUAAGUGUUACUUGUAUGUAGCUUAGCUAAUUUUGUAACUCUUGUCUUAUUGUUACAGUGAAUUUGUACUUUUCAAAUUCAAUAAAGCACUUUAAAAACUAA